This is a messenger RNA of Ilyonectria robusta, 1330 nucleotides long. RefSeq lists its product as uncharacterized. The record is from RefSeq and is a predicted model, not a curated record. The transcript has 5 exons. NCBI's taxonomy places the organism in Eukaryota, Fungi, Ascomycota, Sordariomycetes, Hypocreales, Nectriaceae. The coding region runs from base 14 to 1147 and encodes 377 amino acids.
CUCGUAAAGAGCCAUGGCUAUUGAAAAUCGCGGGCCAGAGCUUACGGCAGUGUGUGCAACUUUUACCACCAUGGCUGUUAUUGCUGUUGCGUUGAGAUGCUAUGUGAGGCUGCGGAUCAUCCGAAACUUUGGGCUCGACGAUUGGGCUAUGGUUGGGGCUCUCGUCUCGUUUCUUAUUUUAAUUGCAUUCACCCUUCUUGGCGUCCGCUACGGCACCGGGCGCCACUACUGGGAUCUUAAAGAAAGUGAUAUUGUGUUGGCAAUGAAAUAUUGGUGGCACUGCUAUCUGUGGUACUGCAUCACCAUGAUCACCUGCAAAAUCUCGAUUGGCCUCCUUCUUCUACGAAUCGCCGUUCGUCGAGUUGAUAUCUGCAUCAUCUAUACCGCCAUGGCAGUCACAGUCUUGACUUGUGUUGCAUUCUUCUUCAUCACACUAUUCCAGUGCAGCCCCAUUUCCUUUUUCUGGACUCGACAACCGCCUGGCUCCUGUAUUAACGUGGACGUAAUCAUCACGAUAACGUAUAUAUACAGUUCAUUCAGCGUCCUCUGCGACUUCACGUUUGCAUUGCUGCCAAUUUCCAUGAUCUUGAAGUUGAAUAUGAACAAGCAAAGCAAGAUCGCCCUCAUUCCCAUUAUGCUUAUGGCAUGCGUCGCGAGUGCCGCCGUCGUUGUUCGCUUCGGCUAUGUCAAGGACUUCAAGAAUCCGGACUUUCUUUACGCGACACUGGACAUUGCAAUCUGGUCGACAGUUGAAGGAGGACUCGGCAUCACAGCUGGAAGUCUGGCUACGCUCCGCCCACUGUUCCGCAUUAUCAGCCCCCAUCUUGGGUUCUCGACGAGAGGGGCCUCGAUUGUACACGACUCGGAUCGACAUGAACCACGGGAGUUGGUGGGAAGCUCAGAAGGCACCAGAGGCACAAAGAAGUACGGCGAGCUCUUCAGCUUGACAACAUUCAAGGAACGGAAUGAGAGAGACAAAGCCAUGGUGUGCGAGACUAGCAACGAUGGGGCUCAGGACACGCCAAUAAGAAAAUACAAUUCCACAUGGGUCAAGCAGGAUACGCCCAAAUUGAAUGAGAGCGAAGAAGAACUCACGAUGACUGGUUCACGGGAGAGACUGGGAGAUCGUGUACGUAUUUACAAUUGAUAUCUACACAGUGAUAUCAGACGACGGAUUUGGCGUAAUGUCUCGGUCAAUUCAGAUCUGACGAGACGAGAUAUCAUGGAAGGCAAAGCUUUAAUUGGACAACGCAUGCAAGUCGACAUAGAAAGGUGGACGCAAGAGCUGGCUGAGGCGGCAGUUUCGGAAAAUCAGAUGAAAUAGACUUUU